Leptopilina heterotoma is the source of this 437-nucleotide messenger RNA. RefSeq lists its product as uncharacterized. The transcript is spliced from 2 exons. Lineage: Eukaryota; Metazoa; Arthropoda; Insecta; Hymenoptera; Figitidae. The coding region runs from base 103 to 408 and encodes 101 amino acids. The record is from RefSeq and is a predicted model, not a curated record.
GGUUCGUGUGUUUUCGGAAACGUUCGUAUCUCUGUUUACGUUGGUAUAUUAGCAACAACAUAAAAUUACAUCAAUGAAAUUAUUUAAGUAAAUUAUAUAAAAAUGCAAUAUAGGUGUAUGUAUUGUGGAGAAAAAGUUAAUGCAAAUCGAUUUUUAAUAAAGUUUCCUUUAACUAAUGACACUCUAUUAAAGUCAUGGUAUAAAAAUUUAGGUUUAGAUUGUGACUAUCCACCACAUAAAUCUUGGAGACUAUGUUCUGACCAUUUUACAAAAGAUGGUAUUAAAUUGGAUAACAAAAAAUUAAUUUCAGAAAGCAUUCCAAAUUUAUUCAACAAAAGAAUAUGGAAAUAUUGCGCUUGUUGUGGCGUACAUCAGUAUCAAGCAAACUGUCCAUCAUUUCACACGUAAGUUUCAAAAUUAAAACUCUUUUUUAUUUU